AUUGGUUAAUGCUCAAUGCAGUGCACGCCUGCGUAGUUUUCAGAAGCUGUGAAAAAAAAUGGCUUUUGGGGAAUAGUGUUGUUUGAGUGUUGUGGUAGAUUUUUAAAAUUAUCGAAAUAACACGUUCCAAAAAAAAAAAGAAAAAAUUGUGGAGACACUUUAGGAUAAAAUGAGUAAAUACAUGUACUCCACUGCGAACUUAACAGACAAGGAGUUAAAGGACCAGGGAAACAGACUUUUCACGUUAAGGAAAUACGAGGAUGCAGUAAAUUGUUACACGAAAGCCAUCAUAAAAAAUCCAAAUGUGCCAACUUACUUCACAAACAGAGCACUAUGCCACCUAAAGACAAAAAGGUGGGAGGAAGCGUGCCAGGACUGCCGAAGAGCGCUUGACAUGGAUCCAAAUUUAGUCAAAGGACAUUUUUUUCUGGGGCAAGCUUUAUUAGAAAUGGAUAAUUAUGAUGAAGCAAUAAAACAUUUACAGAGAGCAAAUGAUCUAGCUAAGGAACAGAAAUUAAAUUUUGGUGAUGACAUUGCAAGUCAGCUAAGGGCAGCCCGGAAAAAGAGGUGGAAUGUACAAGAAGAAAAACGAAUUGCACAAGAGAUAGAACUACAGUCUUACUUGAACAGAUUGAUAAGGGAGGACACCGAGCGGCAGAUAGAAAAACUGCGUGAAGAAAGUGGUGGAAAUGAAGAACUUGUCCAGGACAAAGUGAUGGAGCUGGAGCAACAGUGUGACAACAAUACAAGUGAACUAAAUGCUAUAUUUGCCAAAGUAGAUGAAAGGAGAAGAAAGCGGGAUGUUCCAGAUUAUCUGUGUGGAAAAAUAAGCUUUGAGAUCCUUCGUGAACCAGUAAUUACUCCUAGUGGUAUAACUUAUGAGAGGAAAGAUAUAGAAGAACAUUUGCAGAGAGUUGGCCAUUUUGACCCAGUUACAAGGGUAAAGUUGACCCAAGACCAGCUGAUCCCAAAUUUUGCCAUGAAAGAAGUUGUUGAUGGAUUUUUGCAAGAAAAUGAAUGGGCUCUGGACUACUGAGGAUUCAACAGAGUAUUAAGAAGACUGUUCGUGACACACAGACGUAUAAGUAUGUGGACAUUGUCCACUAAUUUGAGCCUGGUAAGGACCUGUAAAUAAGGGGGGAUGACAGAUAGGUAACAAAUUUUGUAUUUACUUUUAAAAAUUGUCCUGUAUACUUGAGAAUUGUUCCUUGUUUUAUUCAGAAUCUGGCCUUACAUUUAGCAAAGGUGUAAGCAGAAGGUAUGACGCGUAUCCCAACAGUGACCUGUCUCUGUGAUUUUCCGUGUGUCUGUGUGCAAAGCUGAUGAGCACUCCUAUGAAACCAUCAUUUUCACAUGAAAAUUUUUAUAUAAAUAGACCAAUUUUAUAGCCGUGUAAUUGAAUCUACAGUGACAGUGAAAACUCAAGAUAUGCUAUUCCACUUCAGGAGAGGCUUGUUAAUGUUGUAAAUUAGAUUCAUUCUGAGCUUUUGGCAUCAAAGAGCAUUAUGUAGUGUUCUUUUGGAGGAACUGUGUAAGAACAGUUUGACAUUAAAUCGUCUGUUUCUUCCCAAAAGAUGACAUUUUAUGAAUAUAUGUAAAAUUCAUAGCAGGUUCCUUCUUUGUGCAUAUUGGUGAUCACAAGAAACAAUUAAGAAUAAAAAUAUACAGUUUAGUAACUUGAAAUGCUAUCAUUAUCAAGCUAUACUUGCUAUGACUGCUUAUGACAAACUGUGUCAUAUGCCUUAUUCUCAAGCUCAAUUGUCAGGUGAUUGCUACUGUUGCUGUUGAUGUGAUAAGAUGAUAAGUCUAUUGACAGUCCAAGAUCAGUACAGUUAUUUGUGUUGCAUACUGAAAUAAUAAUGUUGUGAAAGACUGGAAAGUCCAAAAUGAGAUAACAAUAUGAAUAGGAUAUACUCACCACACAGGGGCGGCAUUGAGUCAUAUAUGGGCACAUUUAAAAGUAGUCUGUUGGAAAAUGCUAGCUUCCAGACGAAGUCAUCAGAUGGGACACGCGCGCGCGCCCACACACACACACACACACACACACACACACACACACACACACACACACACACACAGUAGUACCUGGAGAUGACAGUGGCCGUGUGUGUGUGUGGGGGGGGGGGGGGGGCGGUGUCAUGUGUAUGUCUGAUGCUUAAUGCAUUCUUGUGGUGAAUAGCAUUCUAUCCAGUUUGUAUCAUUAAUGAGUUUUCUUCAGGUUACUGCUCUAGUAAGCACAAUGUUUUCUCUCAUUGGAGAAAGUUACCAUGUUUUUAAACUGGCCGCAUGAACUUGUUUAAUUUGAUAAAUCUUUAUCCUUCGGCAUGCUCCAGCUUACAGCUGUAUUUGCACUAUUCAUUUUGCAUUAUUGUAAGAUCCUGCCCAUCUCCAUAUGACCUUCUGACAGCGUCAAAUAUGUAGGAUUGUACUGCAAAUAGAUACUGUGAUUCUCUGUCAGUGUGAGUGGCUACUUUACUCAUCUUGUAAGUGUUCUUGAAAUUUCCAAAAUAAAAAAUUACUGUCAUUAUUCUUAGACAAUAUGAAAAUAGAACCAGUCUGAUUUCUAUUUCUUUGUGUUAUAAAUCUUCCAUAUUCAAAUAGAAAGAGGUUUUCUUUAAAAAUAUGCAAAUGUCUUUUAUUUUAUUUUUUUUUUAAUUAACAAAAAAAUUUCACAUCGCCACCUGUCUUGUUUGUGAGAACAUUUUUAUUGAUUUAUUCAUGGAAGAAUUUUGAGUGUUCAUUAAAUUUGAUUUACUGUGUAGUGUAAAUGUUUGCCACUUUAAAGUGGUCUGUUGAAAAAUUUCUUGGCCUUUUAUCUCUGUAUCAACGAAUUGUAUGGGUGUCACUGACACAGAUGAAGCAGACCAUUCUACACAUAGUGAACCAGAUUCUCCUGUGUAAUAACUUUCUUUCCCAGGCCAUAAGCUUCUCAUAAAAUUAUUAAUUCUAUAAACAAUAUUGCUUCACAGUUUGUGAUGUUCCCCAAAAUUAGUAUCAGUAGUAUUGAUUAUUAACAGCACCAAAUUUUUUCUGCAGGAAUGUUCAGAGCCUGCCCAAUCUUUUAUAAAAUAUUGGAAAGAGAAAAUACUUUAAGAACACAAAGUAAAUAAACAUUAUUACUUACGCUUAUCAUCGAGUGUGUAGUAAACAGUAUGAGAGAAUGUUUUUGCUAUAAAUAAUGAGAAAUGCUUAAUGUCUAGAUUGUCCAACAGCUUAAAAAUUUAUUCUGUCAGUGAUUUGUACACUUAACAUGUUAUUGGUAAAUAAGAGACAUACAUUCCAGUUACAUAAAUAAUAUUUUUACAUGUUCUUAAUAACUGUCACGUGCACCACAGCUACCUUCAUACCUAUUCUAUAGCAUACACUUUUGUUGGCUGAUAAUGGCAAGUAUACUUAUUGUCAUUGCCACAUAAUUUGAUUUAUGUGGUGCUGGCCUUGCAACAAUGGUAAUACUGGCUCCUAUCAGAUUACUGAAGUUAAGCAAUGUCGGGCUGGACUAGUUCUUGGAUGGGUCCCCAGCCGAAGAUGACAUGGCGGACGGUCAGUACCGCAGGACCUUCGAGGCCUGUUCAGAUUUUGUUUUUGUUCAUUGCAGACAUUAACAGGCUUACAAGAUGUGAAUAACUACCAGGGAGCACCACAGCCAUUCAGAAGUUUUGUCUUUGUCAUUUACCUAAUGAUAAAUCUCUUUGAAAAGAGAAAAAUUUCCCUACUCUGUCCUAACAUGAAGAAACCUCAAAGCAGCUGCUCCUCAGAGAAAGUGCAGUGUCUGAUGGAAAGAUGGUUAGUUUCUACAUACAGUAAAUAACAUACUUACAAAUAUCAGGAAACAAAAAGUCAUGUGAAAGUAGAUGAUGGUGAUAAAGUGGUUCACUCAUUGAUUUAGACUGACAAAACUUUGAUCGGUGGUGGAAAAAUAUCCAAACUUUCUUGGACUUGCUUAGUGAAAACGCCUGCGAUAAUGCCAACUUAUUGGUGCUGUGAAAUGUUAAGUUAUAAAUAAGAGCUGAUUAACUCAAAAAGAGGCUUGUCUGAUGUUCAUUAGUGAUUGCUGCAUACCUGCAAGGAAAAUCAACAGAAAUUGAAUACAUUAUAAGACUUGUAUUUUUUUAUGUAUGCGGUUAGGAUGUAGGAAAUAGUGGCAGCUUUGUAAGAAAAAAAAUGUAUUAUUCAUGUCAUUCAGUGGGUUGUAUGUUAUCUAGGUCUAUUUUCAGUGUAGUGAAGCAAGUUUUCUGUGAUUUAUUUUCUGAUAAAGGAAACUUAAAAUGGCAACCCAGCUGUAAAUGUGUUGAAGGAGCAAAAAAGAUUGAAGGUGAUGAUUUCUGAUAGCACAAUAUCUUGUGAUAUCAAACUUGUGUGAAUAUUUUUUCACAGAUAUCAUCUAAAAAUUUCUCAAGGACAUAUUUAAAAAUAUGUGGUGCUGCUGCUUUUGUAGUAAAUGUUUAAGAAUUGCAUUCUUCUUGUUGUAUUGUAAAAUUUCACUGUUUCCUUUGCUCAGGUAAUUUUUGUAGAUGUCUGUAUCAUUGUAUAGAUUUUUUUUUGCUGUGACUAAUAGUCAAGAUUUAUUUUCCACUCUUUGUAUCUCUGUUGAUUUUUUCUUACAGUAAUUGCAUUUACUUGCGUGAGUGAUUCCACUGUAAAGUGCCAUGAAAACAUUAAUCUUCAUGUAGCAGUAUAACUUUUUUGGAUUGGCAUUUUGACAGUUUGAGAUUGUGGUAAUUAGUAUUCUGUACUUAUUCCUUGCAUUCGAAAUUAAUGGUCCUCAUUUUAGACUUUCUGCUGUUCAUGAAAGAGUACAUGUGUGUUUAUAUGCUAGAUCAAUGCUCAUACUGAAGUUGGAUGCCACGAAUAUUAUGUGAUGAACCUACGCAGGGAAUCUCAUCUGUACAUUAACAUAUUGCAUUCAUAAAUUUGUACAAAAUUUGGUGGAUUGUUGAUUUGUCAGUGCACUACCUGUUACCAUUGUACAAUAAAAGUGUAUUUUUAUUUCAAA
Messenger RNA from Schistocerca piceifrons (Central American locust), 4993 nucleotides. It is a transcript of the gene STUB1, whose product is annotated as E3 ubiquitin-protein ligase CHIP. The record is from RefSeq and is a predicted model, not a curated record. Gene Ontology annotation, biological process: proteasome-mediated ubiquitin-dependent protein catabolic process; protein polyubiquitination; positive regulation of proteolysis. The coding region runs from base 170 to 1036 and encodes 288 amino acids. NCBI's taxonomy places the organism in Eukaryota, Metazoa, Arthropoda, Insecta, Orthoptera, Acrididae. Gene Ontology annotation, molecular function: ubiquitin protein ligase activity; protein-folding chaperone binding. Gene Ontology annotation, cellular component: Z disc; cytoplasm. The transcript is spliced from 7 exons.